GGGGCAAGGGAGCGGCUUCUCGCUGCCCUUCUCCUGGCCGGCGCCGGGCGGACUGCUGCAGUCGCGAGGUGCGAGCGCAGUGGGCGGGGCACGCCUGGCCGGGACGGGCGGCGGCGCUGCGCUGACGGGUUGAGUCGGGCGGCGGCGGCGGCGGCGGCGGCGGCUGAGGCUGAGGCUGCAGAGGCCACCGAGGCGCUAACUGGGUGGCCGGAGGGCCGCUGUGGCCUCGAGCAGACUCUUCGCGCGGCCCCGCACCACCCAAGCAGCAGCGGGCCGCGUCGCCCAGCCUGCCAGUGAGCUGCCGCGGGCACACCCCGGAGCGGCGGCGACUGCGGACAGGUUAGAGUGGGGGCAGGGGCGGGCGCGGGAGCAGCCCAGGGCCAGAGAGGGAGCCCAAGCCAGGCUAUCUCCAACCAUGUCCGACGAAGCCUCGGCCAUCACUUCCUACGAGAAGUUUCUAACCCCCGAGGAACCCUUCCCGCUCCUGGGACCCCCUCGCGGGGUGGGCACCUGCCCGAGCGAGGAGCCAGGCUGCCUGGAUAUCAGCGACUUCGGCUGCCAGCUGUCCUCCUGCCAUCGCACCGACCCGCUCCACCGCUUCCACACCAACAGGUGGAACCUAACUUCUUGUGGAACAAGCGUUGCCAGCUCAGAAGGCAGUGAGGAGCUGUUUUCAUCUGUGUCUGUUGGAGAUCAAGAUGAUUGUUAUUCCCUGUUAGAUGAUCAGGACUUCACUUCUUUUGAUUUAUUUCCUGAGGGGAGUGUCUGCAGUGAUGUCUCUUCUUCUAUUAGCACUUACUGGGAUUGGUCAGAUAGCGAGUUUGAAUGGCAGUUACCAGGGAGUGAUAUUGCCAGUGGGAGUGAUGUACUUUCUGAUGUCAUACCCAGUAUUCCAAGUUCACCUUGCCUGCUUCCUAAAAAGAAAAACAAGCACCGGAAUUUAGAUGAACUCCCUUGGAGUGCAAUGACAAAUGAUGAGCAGGUGGAAUAUAUUGAGUAUCUGAGUCGGAAAGUGAGUACUGAGAUGGGUCUUCGGGAGCAACUUGAUAUUAUUAAGAUCAUUGAUCCUUCUGCCCAAAUCUCCCCCACAGACAGUGAGUUUAUUAUUGAACUUAACUGUCUCACAGAUGAAAAACUGAAGCAGGUCAGAAACUAUAUCAAGGAGCAUAGCCCUCGCCAACGGCCUGCAAGAGAGGCCUGGAAGAGAAGCAACUUUAGUUGUGCAAGCACCAGUGGAGUGAGCGGUGCCAGUGCCAGCGCCAGCAGCAGCAGUGCCAGCAUGGUCAGUUCUGCAAGCAGCAGUGGGUCCAGUGUUGGAAACUCUGCUUCAAACUCCAGUGCCAACAUGAGUCGAGCACACAGUGACAGCAACCUGUCUGCAAGUGCAGCAGAGCGGAUUCGGGAUUCAAAAAAGCGAUCCAAGCAGCGGAAGUUACAGCAGAAGGCCUUCCGCAAGAGGCAGCUGAAGGAGCAGAGGCAGGCCCGGAAGGAGAGGCUCAGUGGGCUCUUCCUUAAUGAAGAGGUGCUGUCCUUGAAAGUGACUGAGGAAGACCAUGAAGCAGAUGUUGAUGUUUUGAUGUAAUAAGGGUGAAUUUAUCAGCGUUCUUUGUGAGCAUUAACAUACUCCAUCCUUAUUGGUUUACAUGCUUCCUGACCAAAAUUUUGGUUAGGGCUGUGCUGAUAUACCAUUAAUAAUUUAGGCCAGUGGUUCUUGGCAGGUGGUCCCAGGACCUGCAGCUUUAGCAUCACCUGAGAAGUUGGUAUGAAUGCAUACUAGUGGGCCCCACACUCAGACUUAGUGAAUCAGAAACCAACAGGGAGGUGCCUAGCAUUGUUUCUUAACAAGUGCAGGGUUAUUCUGAUGCACACUCUAGUUUAAGAACCACGACUUGAGUAAAUGUUUUGACUGUUUAAAGUUUAUGGUGGUGAAGUGGGCUUCUUCAAAGACUAGUACAUAUACUGUUUAGAAGAUUUCAAGGUACUGCUGACAGUUUAUUAUGUCAGUAUAAAUACAUGCGUAGAGAUCGCAAUUUAGUUCCCUUCUUAAUGUUAUGAUUUCUUAGUUUACUUUUCCUAAAGGACCAUAGCAUAAUUCUUGAUUCCUGGUGGAAAUCUUAUUCUGAGGUGUGGGGGUGGGCAAGGUGUGGAUUGCUGUUUACUGUAGUGCCUUCAUUAGGUUUAGUUCUGUCUGUUUUCAUUCGUUAUUGACUCAAAGGUAUAAGAACAGGCCCUAGUCUUUUUCCCAUUAGAUUUGUUUUUGUUUUUUACUUUAUAUAAGUUCAGAAUCCUUUUUUGUUAAGUGAUGACUACUAAUGAAACAGUGUUACUAGUAGCCAAAUUUUAGACUUGAUACUAUGUUGAUUAAUAUUUAAAUGGUGAAAGUAAUUAGGCAAAAUAAGCAAUUCUGCUUUUCUGUUGCUUUCAGAAAUUUUAGGCUGUAAAAUUGUCUCAGGCAGGAAAUCAGUCUAUAUCUCUCUCAUGUUCUUAUUGUAGUAAUUUUUUUUUCAGCACAGCUCUAAUUUUUAAAUAUUUGGUGUAACAUCUUCUGGCAUGUGACCUAGUUAAAAAUGUUGAAAAUUAACUGAUGAAAACCCUUAUAGUUCUGCUAAACUUCUCUAUAAAUUGCUAGAAACAUACAGAGCAAUGAGAUACAGAAAACACCUUAGCUUGUUGGUUAUUAAUAGAGCUCUAAUUUUAACUGUGAAAUCAUAGAGUUUCUUUAAAUGUUUUCAUAGAGAGUUUGUUAUGAACAUUAGAAAUAGAGUGAUUCCUUUUCUUCUACCACAUGUCUUGAACAUUCACAUGGGUUGAAGAUGGAAACUGAUACUACUGACAAUCAAGCUGCUUUCUGGCUUUCAUAAUUUUCAUAUUGUGGAUAGCGUUUUGAAGGUGAUCGUGAUUCUGUAGGAAGAGCUGUAAUCAAUAUUUUUCAAACUCUAGAGUACAGAGGUUAAUUAGAUUUCUACUUUUUUUUUACUUUUUGUUAUGUCAAGUAGCUUAUUAAGAAAAAGAUUCAUGACUUAAAUUCUUAAUUCUCAGUUGAUACAAAGGCUUGUAAUCAUGUUUUAAAAUUUUGAUUUCAUUUUGGUUCCUAAAGGUUAAAGAAUGAAAACUGAGGAUAAAAAUUAAUACAUUGCAGCUUUGCCAAGGUCUGUGGUACGGCCAUAACCCUCAUUUGAAAUUUUUACUAAAAUAAAACAUAUAUGUGCCUAUGGCUUUCAAUUGGAGUAGUCCUUACUUUCCCCCUCCCCUUCUUUGGUUCUCCUAACCAGCUUAGAGGACCCAAAGAGAGCUUGGGGAUAGACACCAGAAUAUUCUGUGGAGAUGGAACAACUUAACCUCAUUGUUUUCCCUUCCAAGUGUAGAAAGAGAGCAGAGUAACUGUAUCUAAGUUCUCUACCUGCUCUCAGCAAAAGCAAAAUCCCACAAAAUGAUUGCCUGCCAUCUAUACCUAUUUAUUCUUCAAGGGAAACAGACCACUUUUGGAGACCAUAGAGCAGCAUUAUCUGUUCAAAUGGUUAGAAACGAUUUACUUUACAGUGACCAGUAAAAUGAAAUCUUAAACAAGGUCAUGAUGUAAUUUAAGAUAAACUCCUCUACUCUCCCAAUAAUCACAGAGUCUUAUUACUUUCAGUUUAACUUGAGUCACUAGUAAACAAGUUUACCAAAGUGCCCCAAAGUCAAUUUUUAAAGUUUCUAAAGUUUUGAAUGUUUAUAGAAGUGCAUCAUGAAAUUUUGUGUAAAUCCAGAUUUACACAGUGUCAUUAUAGUACUAUAAAUUAGAGAUCGUCCAUAAAGUUGGGUUGAAGGCGAUUGAAAAUAUUUCCUUUGAUUAAAAGAAAAUAAUUAAAUAAGUUGGGCUUGCUUAUGAUCCAAGAGGGAGAUUAAAUAGUCUUCUGUCCCCCCAAAAAAGAAACUAGCAGAAAAAGACAUAGAAAGCUCUUUUGUCUCUGUUCAUGUGCUAUACUUCUUUUCUGUUUUAAUAUCUCAUAUAGAUAAUACAAAGUUUGAACUGCUUUUUUUCUUGGAGCAAGUAAUAAUUUAUUCAAUAUGGUAUAUCUGAGUUCAAUUUAAAAUAAUUCAGUAGAUUAUUUCAAUUUAAAACAAUCUAACCUAGUAAAUUAUUAUAUUAAUUUAAAUACAAAUGCUAACUAACCAGUUAAUAAAGCUAGACUUACUUGCUCUAGUAUUGGUUCUCAUCUGUAGAGAACUGACAUUGGAGCACAUUUUAAGUCUCCCUUUUGAAAAUAAAUCUUGUUAACUGAGGGCGUAAUAAAUUUCCCACAGAUUUAUCCAGAAACAUUUUAUUAGCGAUCUUAUAGUGUAUCUCAGUUCCUACCACAGCUUUUUUAAAGGAUGAGACUUGCAUUUAACAAAACAACAUAUAUAAUAUUUUUCUAUAGUUUUGCAACUGAAUUAAAGGAAGGUGGUGUGUUAUAAUGUGUAGUGAGGCAUAAAGGGCCUCAUUCUGUCCCAACAAGAACUUAGAAUUAAAAUAACAUUUUUUUUUUCGUGAGACUUACCUCAUUUUUGUUAGACUAUGGAAGAUUUGUCCAGUUCCUCUAUCCCUUGGAUAAAUUAGAUAUUGCUGAAUUAAUCUCAGAAACUGACUUAUAAAAUAAUGACUCUUUAUAGAUUGGGUGAACUUCUCAUUUUAUUUAGCUUUUAAAAGUGCUAAAUCCUCUCAUAAAGGAAAAAUUACAGGAAACUACUAUGUAAAGGUAUCCGGAUUCCGAUGAUCUUUAAAAAUUAUGAAAUAUAGCAAGUGUCUUCAUAUUUUAGCCAGGAAUUUAAUAUACAACCAAUAUGGAAGUCUUGUUUGUUUCUGGGUUCUCCAGCAGAGACUUUUUGUUUGUGGCUUACUCUGUGUAGCCUCAUGUGCCUUAAAGGGGUGAACUCUGUACUUUUUGUCAAUAUCAGGCUUUUCAAAACUCAAAAACAAUCCAAGUGUUGUAACUUGUUUUGCAUAAUGCCCAUGGAAUUAGAUAUCAGUAAGCAAAGCCAUUAAAUUGAACCAAUCGAUGGUAAUAGAGUAUAAAACCAAAAACCUUCAAAUCUUAAAUUUCAUUUGCGUAAUGUUAUUUUUGGCCUAGCAAGAUCAUUGAAGAGCCUUGAAAGUUAUCUAAAGUGUGGCUUAAUGUAUUUUUUUUAUCUCUGAAAAAGAUCAUAUGCCAUGAUACUUCUUCAAACCAGAUCACUUUUAAUAUCUGGAAAGAUAAUUUUCAGGGUACAGACAAAAGCACUUAAGGACAGAGAUUACAUAGCAAGUUGAUUCUCUAGGAAUUCUUCAAAUUCAUUUGUGUAAUAGCUGGAACACACUCCUUUAGUUUAACAAAUGACCUUUUAGCACUUCUGUCUUCAAGGAAAACAUUUGUUUGGAAUUGGUGGAGGGUACUCACAGUUUGUUUAUAGUUUGGGACGAUUAAUAGGAAAAUCCCCAGUUGCAUUUAAGUGAUAGUGUUGAUGUUGAGUGUUACUGACUCAUUCAACAUGUCUGAACUAGAAGUAAAUUUAAUCAUGAAAAGUACUAUUAGGAAAUAAGUAUUUGUAUACACAUGUACUGUGGUAACUUUGGAUUCAUUUUAAGUCUGAUAAAGUAAGAUAAACUUUGUCUUAAAGAUAAAAUUAUGCUAAGUGAAUAAAAAUAAUCUGAGAUAUUUUAAGCUAGGCAUCUUUGUUAGCAUAGUAUCUGGAACAUAGCUACUUAUAAUGCUUAGGUCUUAUUUCUUUGGAAAAUAAUUUACUUAUUCCAAAAGGCUUAGAAGGAACUCUGAAAAUUCUUCUAAAUGGCCAUUAAAAAUAAGGAAGUUGCAUGGUACAGCUGAAGAUCUGAGUUGACUCACUAAAAUUUUAUUUUCCUGUUUUUUAACACAAAAUUAUUUAUUUUUGGCUUUCCCUCCAGUUAUUUUUUUAAAUAAAGGUAGUGUUUUAACCUAGAUCAUAUAUAACAGCAAAUUAAAUUUUAAUUUGACACCCCUACCAAACUCAGAAAAACUUAUUUUGUCUUCUCUACAUUCAAUAUAUAGUACUUUUCUUAAUUGUCAGAUUUCUUUGUUACAUCUUUGUGGCCAAGAAAACCUGUGGAAAUUUGUGUUCAUUUUUGUGGUGAGGGAUGGAGGAGAAAAAGAGACUUGCUCUAAUUAUGCAUAUACAUUUUAACUACGUAAAGGUAGUUGUAGACUAUAUUUAUAAAAAACAAGUUAACACUUACUAUUCUGAAUUGUUCUAAAGAACAGUGGUCUGAAGCCAUGACUUGUUUUGUGGAGCUGCUGGCUUUUAACAGUAGCUGACCUGUUGGAUUUAAAUUGAGACUGAAUUUGAGGUUUGUGGUUAGGUUAUCUACCUGAGGCUUUUAGCAAUGGAGCGGUAAUGUCUUUUCCUGUAGUGGAUCCAUUUAAUUUCCUAUUUGAGUACUCUAACCAAGUAUUAUCUAUUCUGAAUCUUUGCAUUGGGAAUUUAAGGACUGUUAUCAAAAACUAUUAAUAAUAAACACAAGUAAAUGCAAAACAAUUCACAGAUGGGUAAAAAUUUCAAAUUGUGGGUUUGUUUUUGUUCUUUUGCUUUUUAGUUUCAAAGAUUAGUUAUGUAGCAGCAAUAUCAUAACCAAAGCAAGUAGGAAGUUGACUGGUUUGGAGAAUCUUCAAGUAGUCAUAAAUGCUGUAAUGUAUCAGAUUGUUAACCAGGAUUUUUUUUCCUGUAUUCCUGCUAAAGGUAUUACUACAUUAAUGCACUUUUGUAUAUAUACCUGUCUUCUGUACAUUCUGUACUUACUACAGUGUAUAUAAAGCCUGUUUUCCCUGAAGCUGUGAGGGAAUAACAAUAGCUGUAUCACAAGUCGUUUCUAUUUUGAGUUCCUUCUUGUACUUAAAAGUAGUUCAAUAGUGAAAUCCAAAUGAGUGUGUAUGGUUGCAAUUAAAACUGGCGAUGUGGCAGAGCUGUCUUUGAAACUGAAUACCAGAAUGAAAAGUGUUGUUUUGGUUAAGAACUCUUAUAAUAUCAUACUGUUUCUUUUGAUGUACCCUGAGUUGUUUCAAACCCCACUCACUGCUGCUUACAACUUAUAUUCUGAAUAAGCUCCUUUCAUGCUCUAUCCCAGAGUAUUUACCAACAGAGAAGAACUGCUUCCAUUUCUUAUGCUCACAGUUUGGUUAUGGCUUUAUAAACCUUUAUUUGGUGAAAGCCCCAGAUACCCAAAUAUCAUUGGCAAAAUACUUUUUUCUGGAGAGAUCAGAUUUCUAGAGAGGUUAGCAUUCAUAGUAGGUGAAAAUUAUGUCUAAUUUUUAAAAAUCCAUACUAUUACUGGGAAGCAGGUCUUAUUUUUGUUGACAAAAAAUAGAUUUUCCUUAUAUAUUGAUUUAGAAUCUUAAGUUAGAAUUUUUUUUUGUUUUUUUUUUUUUGAGACGGAGUUUCGCUCUUGUUACCCAGGCUAGAGUGCAUUGGCGCGAUCUCGGCUCACCGCAACCUCCGCCUCCUGGGUUCAGGCAAUUCUCCUGCCUCAGCCUCCUGAGUAGCUGGUAUUACAGGCACGCACCACCAUGCCCAGCUGAUUUUUUGUAUUUUUAGUAGAUACGGGGUUUCAUCAUGUUGACCAGGAUGAUCUUGAUCUCUUGACCUCGUGAUCCACCCGCCUCGGCCUCCCAAAGUGCUGGGAUUACAGGCUUGAGCCACUGCGCCGGCCCCAAGUUAGAAUUUUAUAAAAGAAAAUGUCUGAGCAGUUUUAUGUAUAGAGGAGCAAUUGAGCUUUUCAGCAGCAACUUUAUCUUUUGCCACUAGAGGGAGAUCUGUGGUUGCUUUCUCCUUUGAAGAAUAGCUGCUUUGCUUUUGUUUUUAAUUUGUAAGGUUGAAAUAGACCUUAUUCUCAAAAAUCCUUUAGUGUUAUUAAAUACUUUCAUUUAUUAGUCAAAAGGUAAGUUAAGCUUGCUUAAUGAUGCCAAUCUUAUUCAUGCUUUUCUGUAAUCUUCAAUUUUUAAUAAAUGUGAGUUAGAUAUUAGGUGAAA
Callithrix jacchus (white-tufted-ear marmoset) is the source of this 7997-nucleotide messenger RNA. It is a transcript of the gene FAM199X, whose product is annotated as family with sequence similarity 199, X-linked. Lineage: Eukaryota; Metazoa; Chordata; Mammalia; Primates; Cebidae. The record is from RefSeq and is a predicted model, not a curated record.